This is a messenger RNA of Laccaria bicolor S238N-H82, 315 nucleotides long. RefSeq lists its product as uncharacterized. Lineage: Eukaryota; Fungi; Basidiomycota; Agaricomycetes; Agaricales; Hydnangiaceae. The coding region runs from base 1 to 315 and encodes 104 amino acids. The transcript is spliced from 3 exons. The record is from RefSeq and is a predicted model, not a curated record.
AUGAUGAUUGCGACUCGUGAUUGCCAGUGCACAAUACAGCCAAACAUCUUGAAGUCGCCGUCCACAACGUCCUUUCCCAGUAGUCCACAACAUCCUUGCCCAAUACUCACAGCCUUUAUACUUGAAAUUUUCAUUGGCUAUGCUCCAUCACCAUUCCCAGCAACAUGCCCACUCAUUGAUCACACAUCAUGGGGUCAAGAUCCAAGAACAACAAAUGAACAUGUCUCGCAUGGACCAUUGAUCAAACUUCAAGGCAUGAAGCCAAGUUCCCUUCCUUUUCACCAUGUCGUCAAAGGGGAUUUCGCCUCCUGCUGA